AUGGCGCACCGCUUCGUCUUCACCGCCCUUGUGACGGGCUCCCGAAUCCUCGGUCGGUCCUUCGUGGCAGCCUACAAGCAGGCGCAAGCCGCUUCGCAAUACCAGCGUGCGGCCGCCAAGGCUGGCGGUUCCUCGGCCAGGGCCUCCCUCUCCUCCGGCAUGACCCUGGACGAAGCCUGCAAGAUCCUCAACGUCAAGCCGCCCGCAGGUGGCCAGGCCAACAUGGACGAGGUUCUCCAACGGUACAAGCGGCUCUUUGACGCCAACGAUCCUCACAAGGGCGGCAGCUUCUACCUGCAGAGCAAGGUUGUCAGAGCCAAGGAGCGAUUCGAGCAAGAUAUGGGCCCUAUACGUCAAAGGGCCGAGCAAGAGGCGGAAACUCAGCAAGGGUGGAAGCCCAAGAUCUACAAGGAUAAAUAA
This is a messenger RNA of Ustilaginoidea virens, 420 nucleotides long. RefSeq lists its product as uncharacterized. The coding region runs from base 1 to 420 and encodes 139 amino acids. NCBI's taxonomy places the organism in Eukaryota, Fungi, Ascomycota, Sordariomycetes, Hypocreales, Clavicipitaceae. Gene Ontology annotation, cellular component: TIM23 mitochondrial import inner membrane translocase complex. Gene Ontology annotation, biological process: protein import into mitochondrial matrix. The transcript has 2 exons. The record is from RefSeq and is a predicted model, not a curated record.